Molecule: messenger RNA, 368 nt
Organism: Cotesia congregata
Lineage: Eukaryota; Metazoa; Arthropoda; Insecta; Hymenoptera; Braconidae
Source: the annotation of a GenBank genome assembly
UUUAUACAGAAAAACUGAUGGUAUUAUUACGAGAUGGAAGAACAUUGAUUGGAUACUUGCGAAGUGUCGAUCAAUUUGCAAAUCUCGUUUUACAUCGAACUAUUGAAAGAAUUCACGUCGGCAAAGAAUACGGAGACAUUCCUCGUGGAGUAUUUAUUGUCCGUGGAGAAAAUGUUGUGCUUUUAGGCGAAAUCGACAGGGAUAAAGAAAGAGUUUUGCCACUGUCUGAAGUAUCUGUUGACGACAUUUUGGAUGCACAGAGAAAAGAACAAGAUUUAAAACAAGAUCAAGAACGUUUAAUGAAUAAAGCGUUGAAGGAGAGAGGUUUAUCAUACAUACCUGACCUAGGUCAUGACGAUAUGUUUUAA